Beta vulgaris subsp. vulgaris (sugar beet) is the source of this 1787-nucleotide messenger RNA. RefSeq lists its product as uncharacterized. The transcript has 3 exons. Gene Ontology annotation, molecular function: polygalacturonase activity. Gene Ontology annotation, biological process: carbohydrate metabolic process. The coding region runs from base 270 to 1703 and encodes 477 amino acids. NCBI's taxonomy places the organism in Eukaryota, Viridiplantae, Streptophyta, Magnoliopsida, Caryophyllales, Amaranthaceae. The record is from RefSeq and is a predicted model, not a curated record.
AUUAAUAUCCACUUUUGCAUUAUGGAAAAAAUUACUAAUAAAUUCAAUUUUAAAAAUAUUAAGUUUUUUUAGGUGGAAAGAAGCAUCUUUAAACGUUGACUGAGAAAAAAAAUAAGAUGUGAAUAAUCCCCUCAAAAAAAAAAAAAUAAUGUGAAUAAAGCUGCUUAAACAAUGAAAUCCCAUCUAAAGUGGAGUAUAACUUUUCAUCAACCAAACUUCAGUGGUGUACUGGUGUAUAGUGUAUCCUGUAUACUAAUCCAAAAUCGAAAAUGCCAUUCUUUUCUCUCUGGAAUUUUGAUUUGACUAUUCUUUUCUCACUCCUCCUCAUCUAUCCAACCCAAUCACAUUUCACCACGUCAGCCAUCCAGCUCCCUUCCAUCCCAACAACCAUCUCCGUCACCAACUUCGGAGCCGUCGGAAACGGCAUAGAUUACGACACAAAAGCAAUCCAAUCAGCAAUCAACGCGUGCCCAACCCCUAGUACCUGCCACGUGGUAUUCCCAGCACGUGGGGCCUACCUAACAGCAACAAUCCACCUUCGAUCCGGCGUCGUAUUGAUCGUAGAGGAAGGCGCUGUAAUUUUAGGGGGAACAAAGUUAGAGGAUUAUCCGAGUGAGUCGGAGAGAUGGUAUGUUGUGUUGGCGGAGCAGGUUAAUAACGUGGGGAUCAGAGGUGGUGGGGAGAUCAAUGGUCAGGGAUUGGAGUUUGUGAAGAGAUUUGAUGAGAAGAAGAAUGUGAUGGUGAGCUGGAAUCAUACGGGUGCGUGUGUAGGGGAUGAGUGUAGACCAAGACUUGUGGGUUUUAUUGGUUGUCAAAAUGUUGGUGUCUCUAAUGUUAACCUCAUUGAGCCUGCUUAUUGGUGCUUGCACAUAGUAGACUGUGAUAACACUGCCAUUCAUGACAUCUUUAUCUAUGGGAAUUUCGAUUCGCCAAACAAUGACGGGAUUGACAUACAAGAUUCCAAUAACACACUCAUCACUAGAUGCCACAUUGAUACAGGUGAUGAUGCUAUAUGUCCCAAGACAUACAAUAGACCUCUUUAUAACUUAACUGCUACUGAUUCUUGGAUCAGAACUAAAUCUUCAGCCAUCAAGCUCGGUAGUGCUAGCUCCUUUGAUUUUGUGCACUUAUUGUUUGACAAUAUAACCAUCUUUGAGUCUCAUAGAGGACUUGGACUUCAAAUUCGUGAUGGAGGUAACGUCAAAGACAUUACCUUCUCCAACAUAAACAUCAGCACGAGAUACUAUGAUCCAUCAUGGUGGGGAAGAGCAGAGCCUAUUUACAUUACAACAUGUCCACGAGACUCAAAUGCGAAGGAAGGGUCAAUCUCUGACAUUCAGUUCAUCAAUAUUACAGCAGUUUCUGAAAAUGGAGUGUUUUUAUCAGGUUCUAAAGGUGGGCUUAUCAGGGAUUUGAAAUUCAGCAACGUUGAUCUAACUUACAGGAGACAGACGAAUUACGUUGGAGGUUUGGUAGAUUACAGGCCGGGGUGUUCAGGACUUGUUAAUCAUAGUAUGGCAGGGAUCAUCAUGGAAUAUAUAGAUGGAUUUGAAGUUGAGGAUGUGAACAUGAGAUGGUAUGAAGAUGGAUCAGUUGGAUGGGAUAAUCCCUUGGAUUUUAGGCCUUCCACUGUGAAUAACAUUUCCUUUCUUAAUUUUCAUUCUAGUUUCUAUUCUGAUGGAGUAGAUUUACAGGGAAAAUAGCACAAGAUGUUCUUUCGUGCACAUUUGCAUCAUUCUUCUGUAAUUAUAACAAGAGAUCUGCUCACAGCCUGGGCAUUGAUGUGA